Molecule: messenger RNA, 2019 nt
Organism: Fukomys damarensis (Damara mole-rat)
Lineage: Eukaryota; Metazoa; Chordata; Mammalia; Rodentia; Bathyergidae
Gene: Arl6ip6
Product: ADP ribosylation factor like GTPase 6 interacting protein 6
Exons: 4
Coding region: 488-1102 (204 amino acids)
Source: RefSeq, a predicted model, not a curated record
GGGGGUCGCAACCCAAAAGGGAGAAAAGGUUAGGCAUCUAAGGCAGAAAGGGGGCGCGCGGCGUUUAGCUGACUUUAAUGGCGGGAGCGGGAGAGAGUGAAUUUAGAGACGUAGAAGGGCGCGAGCUAAUAAGCUAGGCGAUGUUAUUAGCGGCAGAGGCGGGCUCUAGGACCCGGGGUCAAGAAGAGUAUGCUUUGGGACUGCUUGAGCGCCGCUUGCCUGCAAGCGACACGGCGGUGGCGAAGUUGUUUGCCCAAGAUGACACGCUGCGGGGGAAGGAGACUCGGCUACGCUCGGCCUCGGCCAGUCCCGGCCCCUUCCCGUUUCCCUUCCUCUGACAGCUCCGGGGCGGGUCUGGUCCCGCCCUCUCGUCACCCCCGCAAACUGGCGCAGUGGUAGAGGCCGUGGCGACGCUGGCCUCUGAUUGGCCGGUGCGGGGCGGCGUGUUGGGCGACUAGUCCUGCGCGGUCAGUUAGUCUUUCCCGCCAUGUCGUUUGUAGGGAGCGGAAGGUAUCUUGGUCCGCGGAGUCGCCGGCUGGGCACCCCGGUCCCUCUUUCUCGGCCUUUAAAUUCCAUCUUCACUCAGGGAGAGAGUUGGGGCGAGGGUGAUGUCGACGAAGAGGGAGGAGGCGAUCUAGUGGCCCGCGACUUGCGGGCGGAGUUCUCGGCCGGGAUCGCGUCCGAGCCCAGAAGGGGCCGGCUGGUCCCGCCCGGCGGGGAUGGGUCGCCGGUCCUGCCGGACAAACGCAACGGCGCCUUCCCUGCGGCUGCGGGAAGCCGAACCCAGGCUCGGCGGUGGCCCGUCCAGGUUCUCUCCAUUCUCUGUUCCUUGCUGUUCGCCGCCGUCCUCGCUUUCCUCCUGGCCAUCGCCUACCUGGUCGUUAAAGAGUUGCAUGCUGAAAAUUUGAAAACUGAAGAUGUAGAUACUGGGCUCUUAGGAUUUUGGACCCUACUUAUAAUAUCCCUAACUGCUGGGUUCUCGUGUUGUAGCUUUUCUUGGACAGUGACGUACUUUGAUUCUUUUGAACCGGGAAUGUUUCCUCCUACUCCUCUUUCACCUGCUAGGUUCAAAAUUAGCCCAAUUCAGUACAAUAUCAUGUGAAAAUCUGCUUUUACAACUUUGGGAGGAGAUUGAAAGUGAGUCAUCAGGUAACUUGGCUACCAAUGAUGACUUGGAUCAUGUAAGCCAAAGAAGUCAGCAAGAUAUAGAGACAUACAAAAUGAAGUCCUUGAUUUAGAUGAGGAAGAAAACAGUAAUGUAAAUAAAUAUCUGACUAAUCAGAAUGCUACAAAAUGGUCACAUAAUGCCUGAACAAUCCAAUAUGAGAACUAGUUCUAAAAAUGUUACUAGCUUGCCAGGAAUGAAACCUAUUGGAUGGAAUGCCGAUACUGUGAUUCAGUGUUGGAAAUUGUAACUGACAAUAUGCUACAAGAUGUUUUGAAAUGAACUAAUAAUGAAAUACAAGUAAAACAUUCUCUAUGCAUCAAUAGUAAUACUCAAUAAUAUGUUUAUGAUGGCACCAUAUGAACUAAAAGCCUUUAUAGCAGGCCUUUAUCAUUCUAAUCAUCAGAAUCUAAAGAGUUUAUGGAGAAGUGACAGAUGUGGCAUUGAGAUUUUUAGAACAAUGAUGACAAAGAGAUUUGGUUUCCUUCAAAAUUGCCUUCAUUUUGACUGAAAACAAAAAGACCCACCAAAAAAGAAAAAUCUGACAGUUUGGCUGCAUUUGCUCAUUUUUUGAAAGGUCGAGUAAUUUUGAACUGUCACGUAAUUUACUAUCUGAAUACAUGACAGCUGACAACAGGCAUCAUUUUGUGCUUUUUGAAACUUUGGCAAUGUGUGCCAAAUAAACCUUCCAAAUAUGAUACAAAAAUAUAUGCUCUGGUAGAUUGAAGACACCUGACACCUUGAAUUUAGAAAUUUAUCCUCAAGUUCAAUCAUCAGGUCUUUCUUCAUGAAGUAAUAAACCAUAUGACUGUGAACAGACUUGUUGCACACAUUUCAAUAAGUAACCCAAAAAA